This is a messenger RNA of Hemicordylus capensis (graceful crag lizard), 1458 nucleotides long. Its product is annotated as transcription factor E2F6-like. Gene Ontology annotation, cellular component: RNA polymerase II transcription regulator complex. The transcript has 7 exons. Gene Ontology annotation, molecular function: protein dimerization activity; RNA polymerase II cis-regulatory region sequence-specific DNA binding; DNA-binding transcription factor activity, RNA polymerase II-specific. Gene Ontology annotation, biological process: regulation of transcription by RNA polymerase II. Bases 94 to 855 code for a protein of 253 amino acids. The record is from RefSeq and is a predicted model, not a curated record. NCBI's taxonomy places the organism in Eukaryota, Metazoa, Chordata, Lepidosauria, Squamata, Cordylidae.
AGACGUGCAAUUUUGCAAGCGGCCUGGUUGGACUGCUAGGCGCGGGCGGCAGCUGCUCCUCCUCCUUGGGGGCGGGGAGAAGGCCGGGCCAAGAUGGCCGCUCCCGGUUUCCUCCCGCCGCUCUCGAUGGACUUGCUGCAGGCACACAUUAAGAUUGAAAACGACGACGACGUGGAGUUCGUGUCCAUAAGCCACAAAGAAGUGGACGAGAAUGAAUCGUUGGUGGCCAUCAGAAAAUCGAUGAAAACGAAAAAGCACCGCUACAACGGCUCUCUGGUGCACCUGACCCGGAGAUUCAUGGAUCUCAUCCGAGCGGCUCCAGAAGGGGUCCUUGACUUAAAUGAGGUCUCCCGCGUGAUGGGGGUGCGCAAACGGAGGGUCUACGAUAUCACGAAUGUCUUGGAUGGGAUACAGCUUAUCCAGAAAAGAUCCAAGAACCUCAUCCAGUGGGUUGGAACGGAUAUUAAACGGAUUCCUAGAACGACACCAGAGGAUCAAAAGCUACAAGAGGAACUUUAUGACUUAGCAGCAAUGGAAGCCGCGUUGGAUGAAUUACUCAAGGAUUGUGCUCACCAAUUGUUUGACCUCACAGAUGACAAGGAAAAUGCAAGUCUCGCUUAUGUGACCUAUCAGGAUAUCCAUAGCAUUCAAGCAUUUCAAGAACAAGUUGUUAUUGCCAUCAAGGCUCCAGAAGAAACCAAAAUGGAGGUACCAACUCCUAAAGAGGACUGCAUAGAAAUACGCCUACGGAGCACCAAGGGACCCAUUGACAUCUAUUUAUGUGAGGUGCCACUGGAGAAUCCAGAUGGGGACGCUCUGAAAAACAGAGGUAGCCUGUCGCGUGAAACUAAAUAGGUGGAUGCAAGCUGGAGUGGCGAGUUACCUGAGGAAUGCAAGAACUAAUUACCACAGGCAUUGGAUUUCUGCACUUCAGCUUAAUCUGCUUCCCAGGAUUUACUUAAGGGCCAAUGCAGAAAAACAGUCCCUCAACUACACCUAAGAGAUCAGGAACAGCCUACGGCAUGGCGGACUCUUCUCCCCAGAGCAAAGACCCAGCCUCCAAGUACUUUGGCACAGAAAUAGAAGCCAAGAGCACCCUUGCACCUCUCUCAGCCCAACUGAUGUUUGCUAGAAUGGGACUUUAAAAAAAGAAGAAGAAAGAAAUGCACCUUUAAAUUUUGAAGUGGCACUCUUGCCAGCAGGAAUUAGCAGCGCGAUACUGACAUGUAGAGAAUUUGGAAAUGCAAAUAUGCCGCAGAGGACGGGAGCACAGCAACCCAACUUAAAACAAACCAUACAAUAUUCGAUGUCUGUGUGAUCGGUAUUGAACUGUGGUGGUAAAUCCUUGCUUCGAUUGUGUAUAUAUAUAUGUGCAUCGUGCUUACACAGCCACUAAGGGAAAUUCUGGAAGGGCAAAACUGUACAGUAAUGGAAAUAAACUUGUAAAUAUAGAAAGUG